GCCUCCUGCGCCCGCGGCCGGCGGAAGCGCUGCGGUGCGCUGCUUGGGCUGGGAGAAGGGAGGCCGGGCCCGGCGGCAGCGCUUGGGGCUCUCGGCCGGGCGCAGCCCGCGCUCAUUCUCUCCGCCGCUUUCUCCCUUCCUCCCUCUGCCGGAGCCGGUGAUGCCGGGCCCGGAUCAGUUCUGUCCCUGCCGUUCCUCUUCCUCCGUGCUUCGGGCGAGCGCGGCGGCGGGCUGAGGGCCGGGCCGCCCGGCGCGCCGCCAUGGUCCCCUGUGGAGCGGUGCUGUGGCGGCGGCUGCUGAGAAAGCGCUGGGUCCUCGGUGUCGUCUUCGGGCUCUCCCUCGUCUACUUCCUCACCAGCACCUUCAAGCAGGAAGAGAGGACAGUGAGAGAUCGGAAUCUCCUCCAAGUGCAAGAGCACGAGCAGCCGAUCCUGUGGAAGGUGAAGUUCAGUGCGGGGAACGGCAGUCAGCUGAGUAACCAGUGCAGGAAUUCUGUGCAGGGGAAGCUCCUCAUUACAGAUGAACUGGGCUACAUCUGUGAGAGGAAGGACCUGCUGGUAAAUGGCUGCUGUAAUGUUAAUGUGGCCAGCACCAAGCUGUACAGCUGCGACAGCUGCCUUCCCAACGGCUGCUGCAGCGUCUACGAGUACUGCGUGUCCUGCUGCCUGCAGCCCAGCAAGCAACAUCUCCUGGAGCGGUUCUUGAACCGGGCAGCUAUUGCUUUCCAGAACCUCUUCAUGGCAGUGGAAGAUCACUUUGAGUUGUGUCUGGCAAAAUGUAGGACUUCAUCACAGAGUGUGCAGCAUGAAAACACCUAUAGAGAUCCGAUUGCAAAAUACUGCUAUGGAGAAUAUCCCCCAGAGCUUCUGCCUGUUUGAAAGCUGCUAUGACUGAGCGACUAAGGGAAGGAUCUGGAGGCUGGGAGUCAAAAGAGCAAGACAAGAGCUGUUGCUUCACAAGACCUUCAGUAUAAAGUUGUUCCUGUGUACAGCAUAAGUGAGGGACUUAAGUUCUCUGGGCCUGAGUCACAAUUCCUGCAGUGUGUUACACAUCUGCUCUAGAGCACCAGAGUAUUGGACUGGAGCACUGGUACUUUCUUUGAAUACUUCCUCCAGAUUUUGGGGUGAAUGGAGUCAAUCUAGGCUAUAAAACAUCGUAGGAAAAAUAUCUCAUGUAGCUUUGCAUCUGUAUGUGAAGAUUCAGUUGUGUCUCAGCAGUCCAGAGACCUUCCAGAGUGACAAAGGAUUUUUGCCUGUAGAGAGUAAAGCAUGCCUGAUGUGCUCUCUCUCUGGAGCACCUCUUGGCAUGCAUAGUGUAUACUACAUAUGUAAUUAUGAAUUAUUUAUUCAUUUUAUAUGGAUUACUAGCUGAAAGUAUUGGUGCUUUGCGUAGCUAGUUGGUGAUACCUUUCAGUUUUGUUAUGUCAAGUAGAAAGGAUAUUUUAGUUCCUGACUAAACUUGGUUGGGUUUUUUUUUUUCCUUCUUAGUCUAAAGGAAUUGUGUUGGGAUUUGUCACUAUAGUGCUUUUUGUUCCUCUUAUUGAGUUUAAAGCAUUCAGAACUCCAAUGGAGUUGUUACUCUGUCCAAGUCCUGUAACAUGAGAGCAGUGCAGGGAUCUGCCUAGGAUUAGAUGUUUAUUGCCUGUAAACACUUUUCUUGUUACUCUGCAGUAGUUUCCUCAAAGAGGAGCCUUAGUCUUACAGAGAGCUUUCUGCUAGUCCACUCUGACAGGGAGCACAGGAGAUUUGUUUGCUUGAACUCAGUCAGGCCUUGGUAGCUCAACUGUUCUUCACUCCUAGUUAUGCAGGAGGCAGAUGGGUGGAGUUGGUCGAGGAUCUCAGUUUAAUGAUGUCCUUGUGCGUGAAAUAGAAUGUCAGAACGUGAUGCAAGCCCUCCUCAGAGGACAACUGUGUUGCACGAGUUCAAUUAAACAGUCAUGGUGGUUUUGAUUUGCUUUUUGACAGACUUGUUUCCUCUGCAAUUUUGAUCUGAUCAGAAUGGCAUUAGACCAGGGUUGGUUCUCUCACAAGUUCUCCUAGUUCUCUAAAGUUUUAACUUAAACUGUCUCCUUCUUAAGGCCACACAGCACAGAAAAAAAUGGGUAGAGAAGCUGUAAAAUGCUGAUUAAACUUCCUAUUCCCUGACUAAAAUUAAGCAAUAUACAGAGGCUUAAAAAAACCCAAACCAACCACAAAACCCCACACGCACAGUGGUGAAGCAUCCUGGUGCAGAUCUGUAGAAUGCUAUUGGCUUACAUGUGGUAUACACAAGAAGUGGUGUUGUCAGCCACCUGAUAAAAUCCACUUGAAUUGUUUUCUUUGUUCUUCCUCAGAAGCCAUCAUGGUUCAGUCAGCAGAUCCUCUUGAAAAUCUUGGGGUUUCCAAAGGCUUAAAAGCUUUAGCGUUAGCAAUUUGUCCAGCUGAAAAUCUUUCUCCCCUUUGCUGCCAUCCUAUGGCAGCUUGCUGCAGCAGGUAUGAUCCAGUGUGGAGAUGCAGUGUGAAAUGCUGUCUUCAGAGGGUAGCAGAGGUUACUUCUCAGUGUUAAACUGUUAAGCUUCACCCCUCUUCCAGUACUUCUACGGUUUUCCUCAGGGAAAACCAUCAGAUUGGUCUGGUAUAUCAUUCCUGCUGAGAUGUAUUCCAGCACUUCAUGUUUUUGCAUCACAACUGAUGAGAUCAAGAUACUGAUGGCCUGCACUUGCCUUUUUUGCCAACUUGGUAUUGAUUCUUUAGCAGGUGAUACCACUGCUUGAAGAAGUAAUUGCAAGAAAUCAUAACAAACAACCUGAUCUGGGCAACAGCAGUGGGAAUUCCUGGCCCUUUUCUCUACUAGAUGUGAUCGAAAGUGUGUAUUGUGACUGUUGUCUGUCUAAGGAGACAGAAACUACAUGCUCCCUCCCUGACUGUUGAGCUGUUCAACUAUUGCCUAUACUAUAUACAAAAUCAUUAAAAUUUGAUCUGUUCUAA
Messenger RNA from Pogoniulus pusillus (Red-fronted tinkerbird), 2966 nucleotides. It is a transcript of the gene SPRING1, whose product is annotated as SREBF pathway regulator in golgi 1. The transcript is spliced from 5 exons. Bases 261 to 878 code for a protein of 205 amino acids. Lineage: Eukaryota; Metazoa; Chordata; Aves; Piciformes; Lybiidae. Gene Ontology annotation, biological process: positive regulation of SREBP signaling pathway. The record is from RefSeq and is a predicted model, not a curated record.